AUGACAUUCGCCAAGGUGGCCCUGGGCGUUUUCUUGGCGACCUUUGCUAGUGGCGUGGGUGCCGAGGACCAGUCCGUACUCAGGAGCAUGCUGGCUGCGUUCGCGAAGCAGGCCGCCCAGGACUGCGAGCCCACUCCGGACGGCAGAAACCUCGGCGAUGAGGACAAGGUCGAGCUAGUCAAGAAGCACAACGAAUACCGGGCGCGGGUGGCUGGCGGCGGCCUAGUCAAUUUCCCGAAGGCGACCAACAUGAUGAAAUUGGACUGGAACAACGAACUGGCAGCCCAUGCCCAGGCCACUGCGGACAAGUGCGACCCCACUGCGCGAGGAAAGGGAACCGCUCUGGACCCAGGGUCUUUCACCGGAGUCCACCAAAUCCAGGACUCCGCCGCCGUCCCCGCAACGCAGCCGAAAGCCGCGCCGUUCAAGGGCGCCCACGUGCUCCAGACGUGGUUCGACGGGAGCGUGAAGUUGAAACCUGCGGACUUGAACAAGUACGCGGAUCAAACGGACGCGGAGGCGGAGAGAUUCGCACAGCUUAUCUGGGCUGAAACUCGCUCCAUAGGUUGCGGCUACAAGCAGUUCAAGUUAAAAUCAAGGCCAAGCGACCCAACGAAGGAAAUCCUAGUAUGCGACUAUCACCCUGGAUUGAAAACAGGAGCACCGGUGUACAAGCAAGGGGAGCCUUGCAGCGAUUGUGGCAGUGAUUUCGAAUGUGACGUCACAAAAUUAUGCGUAGAAAAAGCCAAGACCUCGACUUCCGGCCAGUCCAGAAUCGACGGGAGUCCCUCCUUGGUGUCCAUCAUAGGCAUCGGCGCAGGAGUGAUUAUCUGCGUAGCGGUCGUCAUCUGCCUCGUCGUCAUGCACACGAGAAGGCGUAGAACCGCCACGGGGGCCGCCACGGCAGCCGAGUUGGUGGCGGGCGGCUCCAACGAGUCCGCAGGCGGGGACGCCGCCGGGGCCGAAGACCACAAGACGACCGAGGCCGCGAAGAUGGCCGACAACGUCGAUCAAGGCGGUGCUGCGGCUAGCCACGAAGCGCUCGCGAAGAAGUGACGCGGCAUGACGGUCGGCGUGGCCUCGCGUGUCCGGAUACAUUUGUAGGGCACACGGCGAGCCAGCGCAGAGCUGGUCUCUGCUUGCGCGCUCUGGAGCACUCUCCCUUGGAGACAGCUCCAGAAAAAGAAAUGGGGGGGGGGGGGAAUUAUGAUAGACACGGAAAGGAAACGAUUGUUCUUAUGCGUCUCACAUGGUGCAAUUCUUUAUGCACAAUAUAAUAACCAAACUAGUCCGCACUUUUUCGUCCGCUUGCUUUAUUUCUCCCUCUCUCUCUCCUAGUGCUUUCCUCUCUCCAUCUUUCUCUCUAUCUCUCUCAUUUAGUCCUUUCCGAUUCUAUACCCCUUUUCUAUGCAGAAUAGCAGGUAGGUGGCUACACGCACGCCGGCAAAGUUCUCUCCGUUUCAUUAAGAACGUUCCAUCUCAUUUAUUGGUGCUUGUUGUAGGAAUAAGGCUCUGGCAAACACAAAUGGCGACACCGUAACGCUGUCAUAAAGUCAAGUACAGCGAGCAUGGCAAGGCUAUUGAGGAAUAUAGAUCAUUCGAGUACAUAAGUGAAUAAACAAUGCAUCAAACGUUCGUUCACGGGAUCGCUUUGACGAGACUAAAAUGAACGCAAUCCCCAUGCUCUCCAUCUGCCUCGUGAUUUAGAUGCUGCGAAACGUACGCAUUUGUGUUAACUCUAUGCUCAUCAUUUACCCGUGAAUUCACAAAAAGGAUUUCGACAUAUGCGUGCUUUGAUGUCUCGCCGGCAGUCGUUCUGUACAGAAAUGACGCUUGCCAUUAAAAAGCCAUACAGCCGA
This is a messenger RNA of Dermacentor andersoni, 1859 nucleotides long. Its product is annotated as scoloptoxin SSD43-like. Lineage: Eukaryota; Metazoa; Arthropoda; Arachnida; Ixodida; Ixodidae. The record is from RefSeq and is a predicted model, not a curated record.